AUGGGAAGCACGCGCUCCACCGCCGACAUCUGGUUGGAGGAGAACAACAAGAGCGCAUUGGACGUCGCCCUGGAAGUCGCAGCAGAGAAGCCCGGAUCUCUCGAGGUCCUGGUCGACCUUCACGAGCAGUACCAGGACUACAAGAGCGAUGCUGGUCGCGGCCUCAGCUGCAAUGGUCUCCAAGCCGGAUCCCGGACUUUGGUGAAGCAGCUCUGUGACGGCUUGACGUUCUUGAUGUUGGCGGUGAAGCAUGGCAAUGCGAACCACAUCAAGCAGCUCCUCGACAAAGGCAUGGAGAAGGAAGCCAGAUGCGUCGAUGGCCGCACGGCUUUGAUGCUCGCGGCCAGGGAGGGCAAGACGGCGUCUCUGAAACAGCUCCUGGAUGGGGGCGCCGACAAGGACUGCCAAGACAGCGAGGGCCACACCGCGCUGAUGCUCGCCAUGCAGGGCGGCCACGAGGAGUCCUUCAAACUGCUCCUUGACGCGGGCGCAAAGAGGGGCCUGAAAAGCAGCGCUGGUAAAACGGUGUUGGAGCUGUCCGCCGACAACGCGAAAUUCCAGGCACUUCUGGGCCGCCGGAGCCUUGCUGGAGUGAGUUGUUGA
Symbiodinium necroappetens is the source of this 603-nucleotide messenger RNA. NCBI's taxonomy places the organism in Eukaryota, Dinophyceae, Suessiales, Symbiodiniaceae. The record is from the annotation of a GenBank genome assembly.